AUGGAUGGUCAAGUACAUGAUAAGAAUGGCCAAGGGUCACCUUCCACCAUAGUGACAGAUGGUGCUAAUGAGGCAUGUUUCUUGGGUAGUGCAAAAGCACAAGAUCACGGGGCACCUAACACAAUAUCAUGGAUGCCUUACCAAGAACCCCAACAUAGUUUCCAACCAUUACUUAACCCUACAAGUUUCCUUAUACAAUUUCAAGACUUGCAAGUUUCAAAUGACAUUGUGCGGAGUCAGGCUAUGAACUUGAUGAUCAAUAAGCCACAUACAGCUUCAAAUGUUGAUCAAACUGGAGAUGGCAUCUGGAAUCAUGGGUCAAUAUAUCAAUAG
This is a messenger RNA of Prunus armeniaca (apricot), 333 nucleotides long. The record is from the annotation of a GenBank genome assembly. NCBI's taxonomy places the organism in Eukaryota, Viridiplantae, Streptophyta, Magnoliopsida, Rosales, Rosaceae.